Manis pentadactyla (Chinese pangolin) is the source of this 755-nucleotide messenger RNA. It is a transcript of the gene IL17B, whose product is annotated as interleukin 17B. Gene Ontology annotation, cellular component: extracellular region. Gene Ontology annotation, molecular function: cytokine activity. The transcript is spliced from 3 exons. Bases 112 to 654 code for a protein of 180 amino acids. NCBI's taxonomy places the organism in Eukaryota, Metazoa, Chordata, Mammalia, Pholidota, Manidae. Gene Ontology annotation, biological process: inflammatory response. The record is from RefSeq and is a predicted model, not a curated record.
CCCUGAUGAGCUAUAAUUGCUUCGCUCCAUCCUGUUGCUGCCAUUCUCUUGGCGGAGGCCUCUGGGCUUUCAGGCGGGUGGCAGCUGUCGGCCGAGGGCUGGGCUUGCAGGAUGGACUGGCCACACAGCCUGCUGUUCCUUCUCACCAUCUCCAUCUUCGUGGGGCUGGGCCAGCUCAGGAACACCAAAGGCAAGAGGAAGGGGCCAGGGCGGCCUGGGACCCUGGCUCCUGGACCUCACCAGAUGCCGCUGGACCUGGUGUCACAGGGGAAGCCAUAUGCCCCCAUGGAGGAAUAUGAGAGGAACCUUGGGGAGAUGGUGGCCCAGCUAAGGAACAGCUCAGAGCCAGCCAGAAGGAAGUGUGGAGUCGACCUGCAGCUGUGGCUGUCCAGCAAGAGGAGCCUGUCACCGUGGAGCUACAGCAUCAACCAUGACCCCAGCCGCAUUCCUGUGGACCUGCCAGAGGCGCGGUGCCUGUGCCUGGGCUGCGUGAACCCCUUCACCAUGCAGGAAGACCGCAGCAUGGUGAGUGUGCCCGUGUUCAGCCAGGUUCCCGUGCGCCGUCGCCUCUGCCCGCCGCCUCCACGCACCGGGCCCUGCCGCCAGCGCACGGUCAUGGAGACCAUAGCUGUGGGCUGCACCUGCAUCUUCUGAACUGCCCAGGCCCAGAGCCUGAGGACAGCUGGAUACUGCCCUCCCUGCAGCCCUGUGCCAGGCAAGGCCAAGUGAAGAAGUAAACAUCUUCUGUAAAUCAA